UUCGCUCCAUUACCUUUUUGCUUGGCGGGAAAUCCAGAAAAGCCAGAACGAAGCCAGAAGCUUGGCGGACAGAGAGAUGGCGGAAGAACAGCAACAAGAGACGGGUCUCGAACAGGUGGAGGAGGACUACGCCGUAUGGAAGAAGAACACGCCUUUCCUUUACGAUCUGGUCAUCUCCCACCCUCUCGAAUGGCCGUCUCUCACCGUCCACUGGGUUCCACUUCAGGCCCCGCUGCCGUACCCCUCCAACCCAUCUCUUUCCGUCCACAGACUUGUCCUCGGGACCCAUACAUCCGAAGGUUUCCCCAAUUUUCUCAUGGUCGCCGACGCUCUCCUCCCCAGCAACGAGUCUGAAACCAACACAGAUUGCAAUGCCAAGAAUCCCAUUCUCCCUAAGGUGGAGGUAACACAGAAGAUACGUGUUGAUGGAGAGGUGAAUAGGGCGCGGGGUAUGCCACAGAACCCGGCAAUUGUGGGAGCUAAGACAAGUGGGUCUGAGGUUUAUGUUUUUGAUUGUACGAAACAGUUGGCGAAGGACCAAGGGGGUGAUUGUGAUCCUGAUUUGAGGUUAAGGGGUCAUGAUAUGGAAGGCUAUGGGUUGUCUUGGAGUCCCCUCAAAGAGGGAUUCCUUUUAAGUGGCUCUCAUGACCAUAAGAUAUGUUUGUGGGACGUGUCUGCCAUGGCUCAAGAUAGAGUGCUUGAUGCAUUGCAUGUUUAUGAGGCUCAUGAAAGUGUUGUUGAAGAUGUAUCCUGGCAUUCAAAGAAUGAAAAUUUAUUUGGGUCUGUUGGGGACGAUUGCCGAUUGGUCAUUUGGGACCUGCGCACAAACCAACCCCAACAUUCUGUCAAAGCUCACGAGAAAGAGGUGAACUAUCUUUCAUUCAAUCCAUACAAUGAAUGGAUCUUGGCAACAGCAUCUUCUGAUACCACAAUUGGUCUCUUUGAUACAAGGAAGCUGAGUGUGCCACUGCAUGUCUUAAGCAGUCACUCAGAGGAAGUGUUCCAGGUAGAAUGGGAUCCUAACCAUGAAACUGUAUUGGCAUCAUCUGCUGAUGAUAGGAGGUUGAUGGUUUGGGAUCUAAACAGGAUUGGUGAUGAGCAGUCAGAGGGAGAUGCUGAAGACGGUCCUCCGGAGCUUCUAUUCUCUCACGGGGGUCACAAAGCAAAGAUAUCAGAUUUCUCAUGGAAUAAGUACCAGCCAUGGGUCAUUGCAAGCGUAGGUGAGGACAAUACUGUUCAGGUAUGGCAAAUGGCCGAGAGUAUAUAUCGUGAUGACGAUGACAUGCAACCGACUGAUGAAUAACCACAUACUUGAUCCUUACAUUCGAGGGGAAUCUUUCACUUUGAGCUGUGAGAUUUAGGUAGGAACAAUGUUCAACUUUUUGCUUGAGAUGAUCAUCAGACAUUUUUAAAAAUUAUCUGUAGGUUCUGGUGUCCAUGUAUCGUCAGUUCACACUUUCUAUUUGGAACCAACCAUCUUGGGGGUCCUCCCCUAUCGUUAUAGCUAGUCUAGAUGGUUAUUAAUUCACAUCCACUUGGUGGAGCUUGUGAUGGGUCUGUGCACAUCUACUUGAUGGCGCUUGUGAUGGGUCUGUGCAGUCCCCUAGGCUUCAUUUGUGAUGUAAAAUGGUAUUCUUCUCUCC
Molecule: messenger RNA, 1643 nt
Organism: Carya illinoinensis
Lineage: Eukaryota; Viridiplantae; Streptophyta; Magnoliopsida; Fagales; Juglandaceae
Product: WD-40 repeat-containing protein MSI3
Exons: 6
Coding region: 77-1303 (408 amino acids)
Biological process (GO): regulation of gene expression
Cellular component (GO): nucleus
Molecular function (GO): histone binding
Source: RefSeq, a predicted model, not a curated record